GCAUAUUAACCUAAGGAAAGACGUAAUAGAAUUCCUUACAAUCUCUCUUCAUCUUUCUCCUUUUCUGAAAAGCCUUUUCAGUUCGUUUGGCGAAGCAAAGCUUAAUUCUUAAGGUGUGGAGAUGGAGAACACAUGGGCCGAUCAGUGGGACUACAACCCGGAUCCAGCAGCAGACAAGAAGGGCAAGAGUGGAGGCGGAGCAGCCUCUAAAUAUGGGAAGAAGGUGGGAGAAGGGCUGGGGAAGACGAAAGUAGCGGCUUCACAUGGGCUGAAGAAGGUGAAGGCAGGAUCCUCAGUUGGCCUUCAGUGGAUCAAAGAAAAGUACCAUCAGACCACCCAUAAGUAGUGAUGAAGGACGGACGACUGACUCUUCAUUUAUUCAAUCUUUGAUCACUUGAUUUGCCGUUGGUCUUUUUAAUCCAUUCGUUUGUGCAGAAUGUUCAGAACUUGCAGGAUUUUAAUAUGAUUUUAUGCUUCUCUUUUACCAUUUCUUUCCAAA
Vitis riparia (riverbank grape) is the source of this 499-nucleotide messenger RNA. RefSeq lists its product as uncharacterized. Lineage: Eukaryota; Viridiplantae; Streptophyta; Magnoliopsida; Vitales; Vitaceae. The coding region runs from base 122 to 346 and encodes 74 amino acids. The transcript has a single exon. The record is from RefSeq and is a predicted model, not a curated record.